UAGCGUGAAGGUCGAUGAAUUGCUUUGCGCAAGCCAUUGGGCUUGGGCCCGCGCUUCUCUUCCCUCCAAACACCAUCUCGAAUUCAAAUCCCAACUAUUCUAAUUCUAAGCACCGUAAGAAGGCCGUAUCUCUUCUACAAAAAUGCAGAAAUAACAACGAAAUUACUCCAAUUCACGCUUAUAUCAUUAAAAAUGGCCAAGAAGACGACGUUUUUAUUGUAUUUGAGCUCCUUCGUGUUUGCUCCAAAUUUAAUGCCAUUGAUUAUGCUCUCAAGAUCUUCGAACAGUUCUCAAAGCCUAAUGUCUCUCUCUGUACCGCUCUUAUUGACGGGUUUGUGUUAUCUAGGUUAUAUGAUCAUGGCAUUAGAGUGUAUAUGCAAAUGAUUGAAAAUUUUGUUAUGCCGGAUAAUUAUGUAAUUAGCUCUGUAUUAAAGGCAUGUGGGUUUUACGGGGAUAUGAGAACGGGUAGGGGAGUUCAUGCUCAGUCUGCGAAACUUGGGCUGUGUUCGAACAGAUCGGUUAAACUUAAACUGCUGGAGUUUAAUGGAAAAUGUGGAGAAUUCGAAAAUAGGAAGAGGGUGUUUGAUGAAAUGCCCAGAGAUAUUGUUGCAUUAACGGUAAUGAUAUCCUCCUAUCUUGAUUGUGGGUUUGUGAAAAAGGCCUGUGAUGUUUUUGAUUUGGUGAGGAUUAAGGAUACGGUUUGCUGGACAGCAAUGAUUGAUGGGCUUGUACGGAAUGGGGAAAUGAAUUAGGCGCUGGAGAUAUUCAGGCAGAUGCAAAGGGAAGGCGUGAGAGGGAAUGAAGUUACGGUUGUUUGUGUUUUAUCUGCUUGUGCACAAUUGGGAGCAUUGGAGCUUGGUAGAUGGAUUCAUUCUUACAUUGAGAAGUAUGAUAUUGAGGUUAAUUAUUUCGUUGGUUCAGCCCUGAUUAAUAUGUAUGCAAGGUGUGGGAGUAUUAAAGAAGCCGAGAGAGUGUUCGAGGGGAUAAAAGAGAGAGAGGUCACAAUUUAUAAUUCCAUGAUCAUGGGGUUUGCGUUGCACGGGAAGAGCGUAGAGGCUGUUGAGAUGUUCCGAAUGAUGAUAAAGCACGGAUUAAGACCAACUAACAUUACCUUUGUUGGUGUUCUUAAUGCUUGUAGUCAUGGGGGAUUGGUGGACGAUUGUAUUGAAAUUUUUGCAAGUAUGAAAAUUGAGUAUGGGCUUGAACCGCAGAUUGAACACCAUGGUUGCAUGGUUGAUCUUUUGGGUCGUGUAGGACAUCUUGAGGAGGCUUUCAGAUACAUACAGAAUAUGGAAUUAUCCCCAGACCAUAUAAUAUGGGGAUCACUCUUAAAUGCCUGCAAAGUUCAUCAAAAUAAUGAACUUGGAGAACAGGUUGCGAAAAUUCUAUUAGAUAGUGGGCAUGCUGAUACUGGAACUUAUAUUCUUCUGGCUAACGCAUAUGCUUCUUGGAAUAAAUGCGAAGGGGCUGCACCAGUGCGGGCAAUGUUGAAAGAAGGUGGUGGACAGAAAGAACCAGGUUGCAGUUCAAUUGAAGUGAAUAAUGAGAUUCACGACUUCUUUCUGGGAGACAUUAGACACCAUCAAAAGGAAGUGAUAUACAGAAAAUUGGAGGAGUUGAAUGAAAUA
Messenger RNA from Olea europaea var. sylvestris, 1628 nucleotides. RefSeq names its product putative pentatricopeptide repeat-containing protein At5g59200, chloroplastic. The transcript has a single exon. Gene Ontology annotation, molecular function: RNA binding; protein binding. The record is from RefSeq and is a predicted model, not a curated record. NCBI's taxonomy places the organism in Eukaryota, Viridiplantae, Streptophyta, Magnoliopsida, Lamiales, Oleaceae. The coding region runs from base 15 to 752 and encodes 245 amino acids. Gene Ontology annotation, biological process: RNA modification.